GGACGUUUCGGACUUUAUGAUUACAUCAGAGAAGUCGGGCCUACCGGUGAGAUUUUAGACCGGUGCACGUUGAGCAAAGAUUACUUUACCAAAAAAUAACAUCAAGAAACAUGCCUAGCUGGUUCGGCAUCGAUCAUCGGACACUGGCUGUUGGGACAGUAGCCCUAACUACAGGCGUCGCUGCUUUCUCUACUUAUAAAUGGUUGUCAGAGAGGAGAAGGCGUGCCGCCGACAACGUGUACGAAUCAGAAAAACUGUUAAGUGAAUAUUUGGUGUUCCACUUUGGGUCACAGAAAGAUGUUCUGCGAUAUGACUUUGGUCCAGUUGAUGCUCUUGACUUCCCCAAACGAUGUGCGGAUGUCUGCCUCAAGCACACAGAUGGGUUAGAGUCACGUAUUCCCUCCAGAGCGCUAGAUAUUGGGUGUGCUGUAGGCAGAUCAAGCUUUGAGUUAGCCAGGAAGUUUAAGGAAGUGAUCGGAAUAGACUACAGUCAAUCAUUUGUGGAUGCCUGUAUCCACAUGAGGGAUCUCCAGGAAAGAGUUUACUUUGUUCAAGAUGAAGGACAGCUCUCCACACCUCAUUUGGCCAAAGUUGCUGAUGAUAUUGACCGAUCCAGGACCAGCUUCCAGCAGGGGGAUGCAUGUGACCUUGCCCGUGACCUUGGCCAGUUCGGAUGUGUACUUGCUGCAAACUUGAUAUGUCGUCUCCAUCAGCCAUUUAACUUCCUUCGCAGACUUAAGGAGUUGGUGGCACCUGGUGGAAUCCUAGUGAUUACCUCCCCUUAUACCUGGCUACAGGAGUUUACUGACAAGAGUGUCUGGUUGGGAGGUUAUAAUGACAAAGACGGUAACCCAGUGACCGGAUUUGAGACCCUUAAGAAGGAAUUUGGACCACACUUCGACUUGGUGGAAGCCAUGAAUAUGCCAUUCUUUAUUAGGGAAACUGCACGCAAAAAUCAGUGGACAGUGGCCCAUUGUACGGUUUGGAAGAGGAAGACAAACUAGUCGGACUUUUACAUAUAACAUGUAAAAUCAAACAGGAAAUAAAUGUCAAUAUUUA
Pecten maximus is the source of this 1059-nucleotide messenger RNA. RefSeq lists its product as uncharacterized. The transcript has 4 exons. The record is from RefSeq and is a predicted model, not a curated record. Bases 111 to 1004 code for a protein of 297 amino acids. Gene Ontology annotation, molecular function: S-adenosylmethionine-dependent methyltransferase activity. Lineage: Eukaryota; Metazoa; Mollusca; Bivalvia; Pectinida; Pectinidae.